This is a messenger RNA of Mercenaria mercenaria, 1100 nucleotides long. RefSeq lists its product as uncharacterized. The record is from RefSeq and is a predicted model, not a curated record. Lineage: Eukaryota; Metazoa; Mollusca; Bivalvia; Venerida; Veneridae. The coding region runs from base 153 to 653 and encodes 166 amino acids. The transcript has 5 exons.
GAAGCAGUAAUGCAUGAAAUUAACGAAACGAGACAUUUCUUCUCUUUAAGAAGAAACACUAAAACUUUUGCGAUACGCAGUAAACGUGGAGAAGGCUAACAUUAGAAGAAGGUGAGAGGCAAGGGCUUCAACGCAAUAUAUAAGGAACCACAAUGCAUGUCAUGGAAAUAGCACUUUGUGGGACAUUUGUUAUCAUUUUCGUUUCAAGCGGUUUGCUAUCUGCAGUUGUGUCUGGCCGUGAAAUAAUAGUUGUGAAUUUUGAAAUGUUGCAUUACCACCCGCAAUUAAAGAAGUGCGCAGCAACUAGUCAGAACAAGCCUGAGUACGUUGGUUGUCGUGUAUCUGUGCAGACAGGUCAAUGCGAAGGAUUAGACUAUAACUGGGGAUUGCAUCCAACAAUGGAAAAAGGAUAUGCCUAUGCAAAGAAACUGCAUGUUCAACAAACCUUCCAACCACCGAUUAGGCUUGUCAAAUAUGAUGACAGCCCCACUGACAUCAGAGUGGUUCCUGUUGUGCUGAAUACUGGAGCACAAAUAGAUAUUUCUAUCUCGGUCAUGGCGCUUGAUGAGUUGAGCUCGACAGAUGAGUUAUUUAUUCUGAGGUUCUAUCAUUCUGAAGUAACUUUGGAUAAGGAUAUGUUUCAGAUUAGGUAGGUUUAGCUCCAUUUUAACAGAAACUAUUUUAAUUAACACUUUGAUUCAUUGAUAAUGAGACUCAAUGCGGCUAACAUGAUACUGGCCAUUAAUUCUCUUUUUUUUUUUUUUAAUUAUUUUUCAAAUCAGUCUUCGAAUGUUGAGCAAGUUGGAUCAGAUAUCAAAUGUAAAACUUUUUAUGUCAUUACUUACAUGUUUUGGGUGGGUAAUAUGUAAUGAUUUUCACAGUGGUAUGUACAGGCCAUUCUGAAAAUAAUGACAAUUGCGCCGUUCGGUAAAAAGUUGAAAGGCAUGAAACUCCGGUGUGAUAUGGAAGAUACGUGAAUUACGCCUUAAUAUUGCAAAAUCUUAUUGAAAUAUGUCAUACCGUUUUGGAUAUAUUUAGUUUUGUAUCAGGUGUAGUCAUACACACUAACCAAACUUUGUAGCUAUGAAAUACGAACACAA